Ichthyophthirius multifiliis is the source of this 711-nucleotide messenger RNA. RefSeq lists its product as hypothetical. The transcript has 4 exons. Gene Ontology annotation, biological process: proteasome-mediated ubiquitin-dependent protein catabolic process. Lineage: Eukaryota; Ciliophora; Oligohymenophorea; Hymenostomatida. The annotation marks the transcript as partial. The record is from RefSeq and is a predicted model, not a curated record. Gene Ontology annotation, cellular component: nucleus; cytosol; proteasome regulatory particle.
CCUCUUAUAUUUUUAUUACCUUCAAAUGAUGCAAAUAACCAUUAAAAAAAUGACAACGAAUUAGUUUCAUCAAGAUAUUUCCAUGAAUUAUGCAUUCUUUAUAUUUUAAGUACAAAAGACAUUUCUUAAUUUGAAUCUUCUAUCAAUUAUCUUUCUACUUAUUAUUAAAAUUACCAAAACUUGCCUCCAUCUGCAAAUUAAAAUACUUUUGUUGCUUUAAAUUUACUUUAUUUAUUAUCUUAUAAUAAACUUGCUGAAUUCCACACUGCCAUCGAAUUAAUUAAUCCUCAUGAUUUAUAAGAAAAUAAAUAUAUAGAUUUUGUUGUAGAUUUAGAAAGAUAAAUAACUAUAGGAAACUACUCAAAAGUAAUAUAAAGUAAAGAAAAAGUUCCUCUUAUGAGUUUCCAUGUUUUCUUAGAUAGAAUAAUUGAAACUAUAAGAUAUGAAACUGCAAGAAGUGCUGAAAAAGGUUAUGAAAGUUUAAGACUUACUGAUUGUGUGAAACUUUUCCAUUUACAUAAUGUCGAUUAAGUAUAAGAUUUUGCAGAUUAAUAGAAUAAAAUAUCUGAUGAAAAUGAAUUUACUUGGGUAGUAUAAAAUGAUAGAUUAUGGUUUAAAGGAAAAGAUCAUAAAAAUGUAUAAAAAUUUAAUGCUGAAAAUCUUAUAAGAACUUCAUUAAGUUAUGCAUAUGAAUUAGAAAAAAUUGUUUGA